Messenger RNA from Phragmites australis (common reed), 1494 nucleotides. Its product is annotated as WUSCHEL-related homeobox 12-like. The transcript is spliced from 4 exons. Gene Ontology annotation, molecular function: DNA-binding transcription factor activity; DNA binding. The record is from RefSeq and is a predicted model, not a curated record. Lineage: Eukaryota; Viridiplantae; Streptophyta; Magnoliopsida; Poales; Poaceae. Gene Ontology annotation, biological process: regulation of developmental process. Bases 1 to 1494 code for a protein of 497 amino acids.
AUGGCGUCCUCAAACAGGCACUGGCCGAGCAUGUACAGGUCCAAUCUCGCCUGCAACUUCCAGCAGCCGCAGCCUGACACGAACAACGGCGGCGGCGGGGACAAGUCCUCCUUGAUGCCCUCAAGGUGCGAGGAGAGUGGAAGGAACCCGGAGCCAAGGCCGCGGUGGAACCCGCGGCCGGAGCAGAUCAGGAUCCUGGAGGGGAUCUUCAACUCCGGCAUGGUGAACCCUCCGCGCGACGAGAUCCGCCGCAUCCGCCUCCAGCUGCAGGAGUACGGCCCCGUCGGCGACGCCAACGUCUUCUACUGGUUCCAGAACCGCAAGUCCCGCACCAAGCACAAGCUGCGCGCCGCCGGUCAGCUGCAGCCGUCCGGCCGCGCAGCCCUGGCGCGCGCGUGCGCGUCUGUGUCGCCGGCGCCCUCCCCCGUCACGCCGCCGCGGCACCUGCUCGCUGCUCCCGUGGCGCCCACCUCCUCCUCUUCGUCAUCCUCUGACCGGUCCUCUGGGUCGAGCAGGUCCGUGAAGCCGGCCGGCUCGCUGGCGUCACCCGCGGCGGCCAUCCAGGGCGUGCUGACGGCGACGUCCAUGGACAUGCUUAUGCCGACGCCGGGUCUGGCCGCACGCCAACUCUACUACCACAGCCAGUUCAUGGCGCCUUCCGCGCCGCCGCUGCCCGAGAUGAUCACCUCCCCAGAACCACUUCUCCUGCAGUGGCAGCAAGGCCAGUACCUGCAGGCCACCGAGCUCUGCGGCAUCCUCGACGCCCACACGCAUGCGCCGGCCAUGCAGCCUGCCGUCUCACCCAGCAUGCUCUUAGGCCUAUGCAACGAAGCUCUAGGGCAAGAUUGCAUCGACAUGAACUGCUCCAAGGGACUUGGCCUUGGCCAGUACUGGAACAACACCUGCGGUACUGAGCUCAGCAACAACAAGACCGACGCGGUGAGCGCCGUGAUCAGGGACGAUGAGAAGGCCAGGCUGGGAUUACUGCACUACGGCCUCGGUGUUACCACCACCACCACCGCUGCUGCUGCUGCCACUUCUUCGGUGCCUCUUGCCGCUCCUGUGCAUUCUGCUGUCGCUGCUGCAGAUGCUAGUACGGCAAUGCUUCCAAUUGCCACGCCGAGCAACGUUGCUGCCACGACGAGCGCCGUACUGACUGAUCAGUUGCAAGCGCUGCUGGAUGGUGGGUUGAUGGGGGGAACGGCGCCGCCGACGGCGACGGUGGUGGCCGUGGCCCGGGACGCCGUGAUGUGCGCGAGCACCGUGCAGUUCAGUGUCCCGGCGAUGCGCCUCGACGUGAAGCUAGCUUUCGGCGAGGCGGCCGUGCUGCUGCGCCACACCGGCGAGCAGGUCCUCGUCGACGAUUCCGGUGUCACCGUCGAGCCGCUCCAGCAGGAUGCUCUCUACUACGUGCUGGAUCCUAAUGAUCAGAUGCCUGAAAAUAAGAUCGAUGUCUCAGGCGACGAAGAACGGCAGGAGAGUGCUAGGGGUUAG